ACCAUGGCCUCCAUCCUCGUCCCCGUGGCCUACAUCUUCAUCGUCUUUGGCGGCCUUUUUGUUUUCAGUUAUUUCUACAGGAAACACACCUCCACCCGCGUAUACGAACCCUAUUUCCCUUCCCACCCUGAACGAAAUGCAUAUGUCACUCUUUUACAACAAGACCCACCUGCUUCCGACUCUUUGCUGAAAGCCGCCCUCGUGCGACGUGCCAUGGCCGAUGUGCAGCGGGUCCUGCGCAUCCGCGAAGACAAACCCGCUCUCCAGGCCCUCCUUCAAAAAGGUUCCAUCGGGGACGAUCUCUGGAACAGCUUGCUGGCCGCAGAAAAGGAACUCGAAGCAGAAGUAAUGGAAGUCGUCCAGGAAGCCAACUCUUUCGUCGAGGGAUGGGGUCAGGUUAUCUUCCCCACUGCCAACGAAAUGCUUGCCAACGAAAGAAUGCGCGCUAUCUGGGAGAACACGGAGAAAUUGAAAUCUGAGCUGGAAUUGAAGUACGAUGUCAAGGCCAAGUUCCAACUCACUCCCGUCCAAGGUCCUCCCCCGUCCACACCCACCAAAUCCAACGGUCUAACUCCCCCAACCCCUACUGCUUCUGAACAGUCGAUAACGAGCGACGGUGAGGGAACACCCAAAUCUGCCAAGUCUAAGCGACGAAAGUAGCCUUAGAUCUGUUGUCUGUCCACGUUGAAACUAUUAUAUGAUUCCACGUUAAGGCA
Molecule: messenger RNA, 716 nt
Organism: Coprinopsis cinerea okayama7#130
Lineage: Eukaryota; Fungi; Basidiomycota; Agaricomycetes; Agaricales; Psathyrellaceae
Product: translocation protein sec66
Exons: 4
Coding region: 4-660 (218 amino acids)
Biological process (GO): post-translational protein targeting to membrane, translocation
Cellular component (GO): Sec62/Sec63 complex
Source: RefSeq, a predicted model, not a curated record